Triplophysa rosa is the source of this 5571-nucleotide messenger RNA. It is a transcript of the gene nup210, whose product is annotated as nucleoporin 210. Gene Ontology annotation, cellular component: nuclear pore. NCBI's taxonomy places the organism in Eukaryota, Metazoa, Chordata, Actinopteri, Cypriniformes, Nemacheilidae. The record is from RefSeq and is a predicted model, not a curated record. The transcript is spliced from 35 exons. Bases 411 to 5426 code for a protein of 1671 amino acids.
UCCUAUGGCGGGUAUUUUCAUGCGGCUAUGUGUGUUCAAACAUUUUCUAUAACAUGCUGUAACAUUUCGCCUCUUUUACCGAUAUAACUUAGUUUUUUAUUAUUAAUAACCACUUUUUUUCUCUUAUUUGAAAAUGUGAAGUACAUGAGUCCGUUCAGAGUUAAUAAUGAAAGUAAAAACCCGCCUAUGUUACUGUAGCUCUUGUCAUGCACGCGCCCCAUGUGAUUCUUUUGAACUGAUACUUUGGAUCAAAGGCGUGUUUACUGAAUACACUGCACGAUCUGUGGCACCUUGUUCAAAUCUUUUUUCGGGGAUGUGGAAAGUCGAAACCGGCGGACACACUGUGAAGUCGUAAACAAUAAACACUGGAAAUAAAAGUAAAGGGCGAAUUUCGCCUCUGUUCUGUGAUAAUGGCAAAGAGUCGCUCGCUCGUGGAGGGUCUCGCUAUUGUGCUGUUCGCCUGCAGUCUCGCUCAAGCGGCGAAACUCAAUAUCCCGAAAGUUUUAUUACCUCUUUCAAGAAACACAAAAAUUAAUUUCACACUGGAAGCAACCGAAGGGUGCUAUCGAUGGUCAUCCAACAGGCCAGAGGUCGCCAGUAUAGAGGCUGUGGAUGUAAAUGAACAUCAAUGCUCCCAGAGGGCCGUUCUGCAGGCCCGCUCGACUCAGCCGUCCAGACUGACCAGUAUUAUACUCGCCGAGGACAUCUCAACAGGACAGGUGCUACGUUGUGAUGCUAUAGUGGAUGUGAUUAGUGAGAUCCAGAUUGUCUCCACUACACGAGAACUUUACCUGGAGGAUUCUCCACUGGAGCUCAAGAUUCAUGCGCUUGAUUCAGAAGGAAAUACCUUCAGUACUCUCGCCAGUCUGUUGUUCGAUUGGACUAUUGUAAAGGAUGCCAAAACAUCAGGUUUCCCUGAUUCCUACAACUCACUGCGAGUUCUGCGUUUUGCAGAAUCAGCGUACACUCCUCCAACCUACAUCUCUGAGAUGGAGCGAGUAGGACAUCAGGGAGAUAUCAUCCUGGUUUCAGGAAUCAAAACGGGACAUGCUAAGCUUAAAGCCAAAAUACAAGAAGCUCUUUAUAAGGACGUUGGUGCUGCUGAAGUCAAGUUACUGAUUCUUGAAAACGUUUUCUUAAAUCCUGCUUAUGAUGUGUAUCUGCUCGCUGGCACGUCCAUCAAAUACAAAGUUCAGAAAAUCCGUCAGGGAAAGAUCACUGAGCUGUCCAUGCCAUGUGACCAGUAUGAGCUUCACCUCCAAAACAGUGCAGUCACGCCUGAUGGAAACCCAGAGGUCCCUGUGGCAAACUUAGAGCAGAGCAGCUCGAUAGUGUUUGCCGUUCAGCACGGUCAAACCAACAUCGUGCUGGACCACAAGAGUCUGGGAAUGCAGGGAGUUUCUCGUCUCCCUAACAGCACUAUAUAUGUGGUGGAGCCAGGAUACUUGGCGUUUAAGAUUCAGCCGGAGGAACGCUGGGUACUUGAGACGGGAAGAACAUACGAAAUCUUCAUUGAAGUGUUUGAUAAGUCAGGCCACAAGAUUCAUCUGUCUGAUAAUAUUCGUAUAGCAACAACAUUCCCUGUGGAGUACUUUGAAGUUCUGGAGUCGUCCCUCAACGGAUCUUACCACUAUGUGAAAGCAUUGAAGAAUGGUCAAACCAUGAUUGACAGCAUGCUGAAAGCCGUCAUUGAUCAAGCAGGCAGCAUUCAUCUUCUCACUGUUCCCGUGCGUAACGAGCAGGAUGUUGAAAUCUACAACCCUAUAGUGCUCACACCUGCCAUCCUCACAUUUCCAUGGCAACCUAAAGAGGGGGCGUACCAGUAUACCAUCAAGGCAACCGGUGGAAGUGGAAACUUCAGCUGGUCGUCCACUAAUGCAGCGGUUGCCAUGGUUACAGUGAAAGGACGGAUGACAACAGUCAGAGAUGUUGGUGUCAGCGCAAUCUACGCCCAUGACAUGAGAAACCAACUGCACUACGGAGACAUGAAGGUGUAUGUUAUUGAGCCGGUGGGGAUGGAGUUCAGCCCUUGUGCUGUAGAAGCUCGCGUGGGGCUCAGUCUUGAUCUUCCGCUGCGGAUCUUUGGUCAACUGAAUGGAGAGAGAGUGACUCUCAGUGACUGUUCACACUUUGACAUGCAGGUGGAGAUGGAGAGCGUGGGCAUCUUCCAACUGCUGGAGGGGAGACUAGUGCCAGGUCAGAGCCACUGCAGUGGAGUUCAAGUCAAGGCCUUGACUCCUGGAUACACCAACCUUCUGGUUAGUUACACCCACAGCAACGUCCACCUCAGUGCAAAGAUCACCAUUGCUGCCUACCCACCACUUAAGGCGAUUGACCCUGUGUCCAUGGUGACGCUGGGCUCCUCUAAAGACAUGACUUUUGAAGGCGGCCCUAGACCGUGGGUGCUAGAGCCUUCUAAGUUCUUCCGAAACCUGACGGCUGAAGACCACAACAGUGUGACGCUGUCCCUGCAGGGACCAGCCUCCCGAACCUACUCCAGACAUCUGAUCAGAGCCACGUGUCGUUCUCUGAGAGAGCAGGUUUUGGCCAUGACUGUUGGUAACCAGCCCACCGUAACAAAUCCCUUCCCUGCCGUGGAACCAGCCGUGGUAAAGUUUGUGUGUGCACCUCUGUCACGUCUCACGCUGAGCCCCAUCUACACAAGCCCUCGGCUGGACGUGUCCUGCCCGCUGUUGCAGCAAAACAAACAAGUGGUGCCAGUUUCCAAUUAUCACAACCCAGAGCUGGACGUGGCAGCUUUUGACCACCAGGGCAGGAAGUUUGAUAACUUCAGCUCUUUGAGUCUCAUUUGGGAGUCGUCUAAAGUGUCUCUAGCAAGCAUCGAACCGACCAUGCCUAUGCAGUUAUACUUACACGAGGACGACGUCAAGCAGAAAAAACUUCACGGACGUCAGACCAUUCUUGUGCAUCGUGAAUCAGGCAUCGCCGCCAUCACGGUAACAGCUGUGGGCUAUCAAACAUCUCAUCUGGAGGCAGCAGCUGUUUUGAGAGGGUUUGAUCCUCUGAGCCCUGUCUCUGCCACACUGGAUCUUCUGUUAGUGGAGGAUGUGAGAGUGACCCCUAACACCAUCACCAUAUACAACCAUCCUGAUGUCAGGGCUGAUCUGACUCUGCAAGAAGGCUCAGGUCAUUUCUAUGUAAAUGCAAGUGUCAAGGGAAUUGCAGAAGUCACGUUUCAGGAGUUCCAGGGGAUCGCUCAGGUGGUUCCCUCGCAGGUGGGGGUCUUGCAAGUAAUGGUCCAUGACCUCUGCUUGACCUUUCCUUCCCCUGCCAUUGCUACAGUACACAUUGCUGAUAUUCUGGAGGUUGUCGUGCGUGUCGUCGACAAGGUAGAGAUUGGCAAAUCAGUCAAAGCAUAUGUUCGGGUUUUGGAUGGCAACAGAAAGCCUUUUCAGUCCAAAUAUUUCUCUGUCAUGAAUCUCCAGCUGAGACCAGCAUCAUCUAUUAUCUCUUUACAAGCUUUGUCAGAUUCCUCGGAGGAGGACACAGCCACGUUUCUGGUCAAAGGUCUGAUGAUCGGACAGACCAGUGUGUCUGCUAUGGUGACGGAUAAAAACGGCAGAAAAAUCAUUUCUGCCCUCCAGCAAAUAGAAGUCUUUCCACCUUUCAGGCUGCUGCCCAGGAAGGUCACUCUUAUAAUAGGAGCAAUGAUGCAGAUCACAUCAGAGGGCGGACCACAGCCCCAGUCCAACAUCCUCUUUUCUUUGUCCCAUGAGAACAUCGCCUCCAUCAACAGUCUCGGUCACGUUCAGGGCCUGUCAGUGGGCAACAUGACUGUAACCGGCGUGGUUCAAGCUGUCGACACAGAAACAGGCAAACUAGUGGUUGUGUCACAGGAUCAAGUGGAUGUUGAGGUUGUCCAGCUGAAAGCCAUUCGAAUUAGAGCUCCCAUCACCAGAAUGAAGACAGAAACCCAGAUGCCAGUUUAUGUGAUGGGCCUGACCAGCACUCAGGCGCCUUUCUCUUUCGGUAAUGCUUUACCGGGACUGACCUUCCACUGGUCUGUGACCAAGAGAGACAUCCUGGACAUCCACACACGCCACACAGAGGCUUCAGUCCAGCUCAGCGCAGAACACAACUUCGCCAUGAGCGUGUUUGGCAGGAGUAAAGGCCGAACAGGUCUGAGAGUGCAGGUGAAGGCCACUGUUCCUCUCGCUGGGCACCUACAAGACAACGCUCUGGAGCUCCACGAUGAGAUCCAGAUUCAGGUUUAUGAUAAACUGCGGCUGCUCAACCCUGAAGUUCAAGCUGAAGAGAUACUGAUGUCCCCAAACUCACUGGUGAAACUGCAGACCAACAGAGAUGGACUGGGGUCUUUGUCCUAUCGUGUGCUGGAGUGUCCUGACAGAACUACUCUCAUUCAGGUUGAUGAUAAAGGUCUUCUGACAUCGGGGUCUGUAACAGGAACAGCAUCACUACAGAUCAGCUCGCAGGAAACCUUUGGAGUAAAUCAAACCAUCAUUAUCGCUGUGAAGGUGGUGACUGUAUCAUAUCUGCGUGUUAGCACCAGUCCAGUGUUGUACACGUCUAACAGAGAGACUCUAUCUGCCAUCCCGCUGGGAGCUGUGCUCACCUUUACUGUUCACUUUCACGACAGCACAGGAGAGAUGUUAAACAGCCACAACACACUGCUCACGUUCUCCACCAACAGGGAGGAUUUGGUUCAGGUGGGUAAGGGUUCGAGUAACAGCACCCUGAUUGUGCGCACAGUGAACGUGGGUUUGACUCUGCUGGCAGUCUGGGAUUCGGGCCAGACCGGACUCACAGAUUAUCUCGCUCUGCCCGUCCAACACGCCAUCCAUCCUGCUGAAGCCCAGCGGCUGGUGGUCGGGGAUGUGGUGUGUUUUUCAGCUCUGUUGGUUAAUCAGGAAGGCGUGUCGGGUGUUUGGAGUUCGUCGUCCAGUGCUCUGUUGGAGGUUGAAUCCAGGUCUGGAGUCGCUGUAGCCAGAGACACUGGAACAGUCACUGUGUACUAUGAAAUAGCGGGUCAGAUUCGCACAUUCCGGGAGGUUUUUAUUGAAAGUGCAUCACAAACAACUGCGAUGCUUCCAUCAUCUUCAGUGAAGAGACAGAGAGACGGGAAAGUCCUGAUAGCAACCAGAGACAGGCGGAGCAACCUCAUUGGAAGCUGCUCUUCUUCACAGACAGACAGCAUCUCAUCGCUCCACCCAGAGUCCUCCAUCAGCUGCCAUGUCCGCUUCACCAGCAGCGCUGUGGAUUUCUCUGCCCGUGAUGUCUACCACACGCACACUUCCUUUGACACCAGCACAGGUCUUUCAUGCAGUUAUUUUUCUGCAUCCUACAGAUGCAUUGGAAUUUUACAGCCUUUUCCUUUUAACCUGUCCGAAACAAAUCCUUUUUUCAUAAUCAGUUAUAUGCAAGUUUUUUGCCCACUGUUACUGUAGACCGUGAUUAAAUUAAGUGAUGACAAAUGGGCAAUUCCAUGCAAAUGUCAACCUUAGAAUUUUUUUUACUAAAGGCUCACCAUACAAUAUUGGGUGGUUUAAAUACCCAUGUAAACUCUCUCUUAAAGGGAUAGUUCAUCCAAAA